Parnassius apollo (apollo) is the source of this 717-nucleotide messenger RNA. The record is from the annotation of a GenBank genome assembly. Lineage: Eukaryota; Metazoa; Arthropoda; Insecta; Lepidoptera; Papilionidae.
AUGUCUGAAAAGUUUUCCAGCCGACCCUGUAAACCCACUAGGGGUGUACUUCAUGUUUUUCCUAACCCUAACAAAUUCCCUGAGCAAUUUAAAGCUUGGGUUCGGAUUGUUAGUGGUAAAGAUGAAUGUGAUUUUGAUUACAAAAAAAUGAGAAUUUGUGAUAAACACUUCACUGAAAGGGAUCGGAAUCGUAACAACCGCCUGAAUGCACUAGCAGUCCCAUCACUUCUUCUGCAUGGUAGUCAUGCUGAUGUGCCAAUGCAAAAUGAACAAAGUGCCUCAACAAACAUAAUGUCUGAAAAAUCUCUAGGUCAACCGGAAGUAUCUGAUAAUAAUCAGUCCACAUCAGACAAUGUUGCUGAUGUGCAGACACAAAUUAAAGCAGGUUUCCCGAUAAGCACAAUGUGUGAACAAUCUGCUGGUCAAACUGACAGUCAUCAGUGUGCAUUAGAUCAAUCUCCUGAAGUAUCUUUCAAUCCCCUGGUGGAGCAUAACUAUUGUAAACUCUCAAAGGAGCAUCAUAAAAUAAAAAGCUGGAAAAGUAACUUACCAUCAGUAGGAACAUCUAAAAAAUAUAGAGUCUACCAACAAAAGAUAAAGAAUUUAAGAAGACAGGUUUAUCGUCUUAGAAAACAGCGAAAAGACAUUAAGUCACGGCUAGAAAAUGCAGAAAAAUUAUUAAAUAAUCUGAUUUUCAAAAACUUGGAAAAGAUAUGA